Molecule: messenger RNA, 2225 nt
Organism: Orycteropus afer afer
Lineage: Eukaryota; Metazoa; Chordata; Mammalia; Tubulidentata; Orycteropodidae
Gene: GORASP2
Product: golgi reassembly stacking protein 2
Biological process (GO): Golgi organization
Cellular component (GO): Golgi apparatus
Molecular function (GO): protein binding
Source: RefSeq, a predicted model, not a curated record
ACGCGGAGGAGCGGAGUGGGAGGUGUGUAGGAGGCGGGGAGCGGCGAGAAGCCCAGCCACACCGAUCGCCCGCCGCGGCCGCCGCCAUGGGCUCCUCGCAGAGCGUCGAGAUCCCAGGCGGAGGCACGGAAGGCUACCACGUCCUGCGGGUACAAGAAAACUCACCAGGACAUAGAGCUGGACUGGAGCCAUUUUUUGAUUUUAUUGUCUCUAUUAAUGGCUCAAGAUUAAAUAAAGACAAUGAUACUCUUAAGGAUCUACUGAAAGCGAAUGUUGAAAAACCUGUAAAAAUGCUUAUCUACAGCAGCAAAACACUGGAGCUAAGAGAGACGUCAGUCACACCAAGUAACAUGUGGGGUGGCCAGGGCUUGUUGGGAGUGAGCAUUCGUUUCUGCAGCUUUGAUGGGGCAAAUGAAAAUGUUUGGCAUGUAUUGGAAGUGGAAUCCAAUUCUCCUGCAGCUCUAGCAGGUCUUAGACCUCACAGUGAUUAUAUCAUUGGAGCAGACACAGUCAUGAAUGAGUCUGAAGAUCUGUUCAGUCUUAUUGAAACACAUGAAGCAAAACCAUUGAAACUUUAUGUGUACAACACAGACACUGAUAACUGUCGAGAAGUGAUUAUUACACCAAAUUCUGCUUGGGGUGGAGAAGGCAGCCUAGGAUGUGGCAUUGGAUAUGGCUAUUUGCAUCGAAUACCUACACGCCCAUUUGAAGAAGGAAAGAAAAUUUCUCUUCCAGGACAAAUGACUGGUACACCUGUUACUCCUCUUAAAGAUGGGUUUACGGAGGUCCAGCUGUCCUCAGUUAAUCCCCCAUCUUUGUCACCGCCAGGAACUACAGGAAUUGAACAGGGUCUUUCUGGACUUUCUAUUAGCUCAACUCCACCAGCUGUCAGUAAUGUUCUCAGUACAGGUGUACCAACAGUACCGUUAUUACCACCACAAGUGAAUCAGUCCCUCACUGGUGUGCCACCAAUAAAUCCAGCUACUACAUUAUCAGGUCUGAUGCCUUUACCAGCAGGACUGCCUAACCUGCCCGCUCUCCCCAACCUCAACCUCCCCGCAGCACACAUCAUGCCAGGUGUUGGCUUACCAGAAGUUGUGAACCCGGGUUUGCCACCUCUUCCUUCCUUGCCUCCCCAAAACUUACCUGGCAUUGCACCUCUCCCCAUGCCAUCCGAGUUCCUCCCGUCAUUCCCUUUGGUUCCAGAAGUCUCUUCUGCAGCAGGCUCGGGGGAUCUGCUGUCUUCCCUUCCACUUGCCAGCAACCCACCUUCUGACCCUGUCACGACUACUGCAAAGGCAGACGCUGCCUGCCCACUCACUGUGGAUGCGAUGCCCCUGACUUCAAAGGCCCUGGCUACUGUUGAGGACAGAGUCAGCGAAUCCGCCCCGUCUGCUGAGAUGCCUGCUCCUGCUAUUACGGAUACAAACGCUUCUGAGUCACCUUAACUUUGAUCUACUCUUCGGAAUCGGCGUGGUGUGUUUAUUUAACCACGGAAGCGUGUCUGGAAAUGCAAACUAUCAUUAAUUUCACACUAGUUUGUACGUCUCUGUAGGCAACUUGUAAAUAAUCCUAAAGGGAGAACUCAGCAAGAGGACGUGGGCUUAUAUCCUGCCAAGUUGGGGUGGGGGCUCACAGGCUGGGGAGGGAAAUGUCAGAAACUGCUUGUAUUUUAAAACAACCAAAAAGAAUUGUUAAGGGGGGCUUGCUGCCAUGGUUCCACUGCCAUUCUUGGGGGUGUACAUCUUUGGAAAAGGUGGUGACAGAGUGUCCCCACUGCUCCUUGUGUAAGAAAAUGAAAUAUUUUAUUCCUAGUUCUCAUGCGCAACAUUUCUUGUACUUUGUAAAUUGUUUGCAAGAAUGCAAACCACCUCACUAACCGUGAAAGGAAACUUUUACUUUUGUUCUCUGUGCAUCGUGUCUCUGUUGAGGUUUACAAGAAAAUUCCAACUAAAGAUGUUUGUGUAAGUUACACAAUGUGCACUAUUAAUUGAGCAUCUUUUUAUUCAGCCUGUACACAGAUCCUUCUUUAAGCUUUCCAGGUCACUCAGACAACAUUUUGUAACUGCUGCUCUUGCUCUAUCAGUCCACCAUCAGAUGGCAUUGAAAAGAAAUAAAGGAGAUGUUGCACAGUUUAAAACUAGAAGGUGGCACUUUGUGGCUACGUACCUUCCUAUCGCUCUACUGGGAAAGCAUAGAUCCAGCAAUAAAUGACAGUAAUUUUA